Eucalyptus grandis is the source of this 3664-nucleotide messenger RNA. RefSeq names its product glucose-6-phosphate isomerase 1, chloroplastic. Gene Ontology annotation, molecular function: monosaccharide binding; glucose-6-phosphate isomerase activity; carbohydrate derivative binding. Gene Ontology annotation, cellular component: cytosol. The transcript has 6 exons. Lineage: Eukaryota; Viridiplantae; Streptophyta; Magnoliopsida; Myrtales; Myrtaceae. Gene Ontology annotation, biological process: glucose 6-phosphate metabolic process; gluconeogenesis; glycolytic process. The record is from RefSeq and is a predicted model, not a curated record. The coding region runs from base 569 to 1093 and encodes 174 amino acids.
UCUCCUCUCAAACAGAGAACAAUCGAGACUUCCUCUGUUUCUUCUCGGCACAUCCCACCCCUUCCACCUCCGUCUUUGUCUCCGGCUCUGUCUCCCCAAAAGCCUCGCCACCAUCUGCCUCUGGCACGUCGCCUUGUCCAAGAGCGCCGUCAGUUGCAGCUGGUCCCAACCCCCUCCACCUCCGUUUCCAACGCGGAGAUCAAGCACAAGUUUUGUGCUCGCAUUGGUCUCUCGGCAACUUCUGGACCUCCGUGCGAUUGCGUCCCUCUGACGAACUCGUUAUCAGCUUCGACUCCGUGCCGUCGCUGCCGAUGGCGUCCUCCGUCUCUGGCAUCUGCUCGUCCUCCCCGUCCCUCAGGCCGAAGACGCCGCGGGCCUCCGCCGCGAAGCCGUCGGCCUCCGGCCCGAGGGAGACGGCCUCGGUCUCAUUCCCCAGCGAGCGCUGUCCCUGACGCUGGCCCGCUUGGUCGCAGGGGAGUUCUCAGCGGACCUGGGCAGGGCGGACGGCGCGGCAAAGAAGGUGAGGUGCGGGCUGGAGAAGGAUUCCCGCUCGCUGUGGGGGAGGUACAUGGACUGGCUGUACCAGCACCGAGAGCUAGGGCUUUUACUGGACGUGAGCCAUAUCGGGUUCACGAACGAGUUUCUAGAGGAGGUGGAGCCCUGGUUCCAGGCAGCGUUCGAGGUGAUGGAGGAGCUGGAGAAGGGCGCGAUCGCCAACCUGGACGAGAGCCGCAUGGUCGGGCACUACUGGUUGAGGAAUUCGGAGCUCGCGCCAACUUGGUUCCUGAAGGCGCAGAUUGAGAGCAUGCUCGACGUCGUCUGCAAUUUCGCUACCGACGUGAUCAGCGGUAAGGUUUUGUACGAUGAUGGGGACAAAGAAACCUUAAACCUUGAGAAGGAAAGGUGGGAGUUCAUUGAGGAUGAUUUGCCAGUUGAAGUGGCUGAUAAUCCCAAACCCAUUACUUCAUCUGUCAUACUGAGAAAGCAGAAUGGGAAUAAAGGAAGUUUUCCAUUGAUAUUAAAUUACAAAAAAUAUGUUCGGAGGGCCAGAGCAGCCACUAGAUUGCGAGAAGUUGAAGAAGCUCCAUUCUAGAGACAUCUUGACAACCAGUGUACCAACAUAUGGAAUCUCUAUCAUGCUUAAGCAUUCUGUCUUUCUUUAUUCAGCGAGGCCUCGCAGCUCAGUCAGUGCUCCGGGAUCAACGGUUGAGGAAGGGGAUACUCUGGGAUUGGCAGCAAUUUUGUGAGCUAUACCUUUCUGUCAAGGAAAAUUCUUUUCUACAGAUAUGAAGUUGUGAGAAGCAUCCACAUCGUACUAUAAGCUGGUGCAUGGAGGCCUUUUCAAUCUCUCCCACCAAAAUUCUUUGACUUUGCCGGUCUUGGUCCUUCUCUUCAGGUUUUGCAUAAUGCGAGUUUGUACAAAAUCCCUUGUCUUGAGCUCAUAGAUAUCCCUGAGGAAUGUAUUAUUUGCUCUUGGAUCGAGAUGAAUCCGCUGUUAAAUUCUGGAGUUCAUAGAAGUUUUUCAGUCUUGAGCUUACAUGGCAAGUUGUAGCUCGAGGCUUUUGUCCCGAGUACUUAAGAACAGUCCUGACACUCAGAAAUAUGAUAAAGAACAGAAUUCAGUAGCCUUGGAGGCCCCAGAGACUACGACUUCUGCCAGGAACAAGCUAAAAUCUGAAAUUUCUCUGGAUUGGUAUUCAUUGAAGAAGAAAGGAAUUGAGGGGGUAAUAUAUUGUUGAUUGCUUUGGCAUCACAUGCCACUUCUGUUUAUUCGUAACUAUGCUUUUUCUUUAAGUGGUGAGGCACCUUAUAGUUUUCCUUUAUAUUUACACUAAACCCUUGUUGAAUCAUAACAAUGACCAUAGGCAAAAUUUUGUCUACAGGAUAAAAUUUUAUCCUCUUUUGUGUCAAUUAGAUGUCUUGAGGAUUUGUAUCAUUUUGAUGCUGAGGACUUUUUGAGGACCAUCUAUUGUUCUCUGACUGGUGGUUUUGGUAACAUUUUGUCUUGCAAUAUUACUAUGAAGGCGUUAUUUGUGAUCUUGGAGGCAACUUGUUAUGUUGUGAUAGCUGUCCCCGGACCUUUCAUAUUGAGUGCCUUGAUCCUCCUCUCAAGGUAGUUCAUAGCUAUUUGAGGGGUCUUGCCUUGAGUUAGAUGUGUUAAUUGUUGUCAUUUGUCUUAUCGUACUUGAUUGAGAUAAUUUAGUUGUCUCAUUUUAUUGUUUUCCAUCUCCAGUGGAUUCCACUAGGGAAAUGGCAAUGUCCUAAGUGCCGCUCAAAAAAUAAUUCGGUUGAGCCAAUAAGCCAUCUCGAUUCCAAUUUGAAGUGAGCUGGACGAAAAUUUGUGGGUCAAGAUCGAAGACAUUGUCUACCAUGGAAAAAGUAUCUCGAAUGCUUGGUGGCUCCCAUUUUCCAAGCAAGAGGUCUUUGAGUGGAGGGAAUUCUGUUGUAACACCUGAAGUUCAGCCAUUGAAAGGUAAUCCAGAUCUGUCCCCAGGAGAGGAACCAUGCACCAUCAAGCCUGGUUGCCCAUCCCUGGGUGGUUCUACUGAUGGAACCUCUUCCUCUCAGAAAAAUGAUGAUGAACAUAAGGUAGAUGUACCUCCAGCAAAAGCACCUUCAACCAAAUGGUUAGCUUCUCCUUUUGUGCCCACUUCAUCUCAUUCUCAACUGGUGAGUUCAGAACAAUAUGAUGAAGCAUCAGAGAAAAAUUCUUAAUGUUCUGAUGGAUUCAAUAGUCCAGAUGGUCAAGCUGCUCUUGGAAUUGGUGCUAGUAAAGAGAGAGCUAAGAAGAGAAAGCUUGUGCAGAAAAAUGACAUUCAGAAGAAACGCAUGACUGACAAUGGAAUGUAAAUUAUUGCUGCUUCUAAGAGCAGGGAUGAUGAUGGCAAGCAAAUUAUUGCUACUUUUAAGAGACAUGGAUCGAAGAAGAAAGCUGCUAUACCUGAAAUAGGUAAUUCACAAUUAAGAAAGAGAACAAUUGUAAACAAGGGUUCACGGUCUGCUAUAGAAGAAAAUGGAGCAAAAGAAGGUUCAAAUGGUCCAAAUAAACAAAAGGAAGAUACUUUUACAUUGGCCUUUUCAUUAUUGACAUAUUAUGCAUAGACAUAUAUAAGAUACUUCCUGGAAUUCGGCUGGAAUUUUAAUGGUAAAGUUGGAGGAAGAGUCGAAAACUGGAAAACUUGGUUGACAACAUUUCAUCUUUCUUCUAUUGAGAUUGAAAGACGUUGUGAUUUGAGCAAGUUCAUCGAUGUAGACCUGCUGUGUAUAAAAAUUACUUACUAGGUUUAGUUCAAAUGCUUUACUGUUGUUCCUUUUCAAGUGCUGAAUGUAUUCUCCUUUGUUUUUAUCCUCUAAUUUUGCAGGAGGAGCCCCAUAUCCAUUGCAGCAGCUGCUCUCUGAUGAGAAGAAGUCUUCCCAAGAUAUAUCACUUGCUACUAGAGUCACCGAGGGGAUGAUUAGGAACUCCUCCAAGGAUCUGUAUCAUCACAUUUCAAAGAUAAAUACCAAGCUGGUAUGGCAAGGAAGAGGAUCUAAAGAAUUUCUGCAGCUUUUGAGUGUGUAGAUAUAAAAACAAAAUUGACAUUAGUUAACUUUCAGUUAGUUUUGGAAAUAAAAACAAUCUUGAAUUUUUAAUUCUUGUUAUAAAGAAUAUGGUGGUUCUUAA